Messenger RNA from Anopheles bellator, 3420 nucleotides. RefSeq names its product protein lines (gene lin). NCBI's taxonomy places the organism in Eukaryota, Metazoa, Arthropoda, Insecta, Diptera, Culicidae. The record is from RefSeq and is a predicted model, not a curated record. The transcript has 2 exons. Bases 1 to 2871 code for a protein of 956 amino acids.
AUGGUUCAUCAGAGCGGGCGCGACAAAUCCAAGAGUUUAAGCGGCGGGUCCGUUGGCAGAAACAGUGGUAAUGCCGGUGGCGCCAUUAUGGAUCCUGGCCGCGAUAUGAUGCCAUCGGAGUCGUCUCCAAGUAACAGCACGACCACUGCGAACAGCGUUGGAACCGGUGCUGGUACCAACACUGCAUCCGUAAAUACCACCUCCAUGCCUUAUUCCGGAGCCGGCGUUGAGCGAAUUUCGCACGAACAGCCCGUCAUCAAACGCCAGCGGAUAGAGGAGCACGAUAGGGGACCGUUAAAGGCAGCACCGCAACAUGAACCGGCCAACAAAGGACUCCCGACAACGGUCACUACCGUCACAGCUUCCGGUAGCACGAGUGGGGCUUCGUCUGCCUGCUCUUCAUCGACGUCACUGUCAUCCUCACCUUCCUGCUCGUCGUCGAAACUGAUCCACUCCUCCCUGGACCACUCGUCGUCCGACGACGAGCCGCAGCAUCUGCACCAACCACUGUUGACGCCAAAUCCCGGCGGUUGGCUACCCCAUCAUCAUCAUCAUCAUCAACACCAGCACCACUAUCAUCAGCACCAGCCGCGGUUCGAACACCAGCAACCACGGGCACGGCCAUUUCAGGAUGCGAUCGCAAGACAGUGUCUUUGUACGGUCGAAAUGGGUGCGUUGCUGAUGUCUUUUCAGCCUCCGCUACUGUUCACCGGAGGGCGGGAGGAAACCAUUGCUGGCGCCAUCCCACAGUAUCAACCGUUGGCCGAGUGGCCGGUGGAGCAUUUGCUGAAGUUCCUCUCCAACGUUCAGCUCCUGUUCGACACGUACCUGAAGCAAAACAUUAAGGGCACCAUCUGCACGGGAGUGGUUCACCUGUUCGACUAUCUGAUCCACGGCGACCGGCAUCAGCAGCUGGUGGCGCUCGACGUGGACGAGCUGAUUGGAUUGUGCGGCCACCGGAACCGGUACAUCAGCUAUCUGGCGGGCCGUAUUCUCACCUCAUUCCUGAUCAUCGUCAAGGACUAUCGCUGGAUGGAGAAGAUCGUCAAGAACUUGUUCGACUAUGGGCGGGCGAAUUUGCUCGCGUCCGACUUCCGGACGGUGCAAAAGAUCGACUUUGGUCUCGAGGUGAUCAAGCGCAUCGUGGAGUGGAAGGACGAAAUGGAACACCCACUGGAGGAGGAGACUGCCGGUGGAGGCCCGUCGCUGGCGGACAAUUAUUUCGCGACGCAUUACGCUUCGAUCCAGCCAGUGGCGGCCAGCAGUAACAUUUUUCGCCCAGCGACAUCCGCAUCAUCUGCGGCCAAUGGCCAGUGGCCGCUCCACUCGCUCGCCAGUCCGUCCUCACCCUCGUCCGACGCCACCGGCACCGUUGCCUGUCGCCACAUCACGCUCACCGACUCGGAAAGCUUCGACACGAAGCGUAUCAAGUUCGAAACAAUCAACAUCCUGAGCGUGGAGUGGCCUCGGCUGGUGAAGAGCAUCAACUCGUUGUUCCAGUCCCUAACCAACAGUGGCCACGACGCAUCCCUGCGGGUGGCUAACGAAACCUGCAUCCUCACCUUUCUGCGGCUGUGGGAAAGCAUCAUCAGCGUGAAGGCGAACCUGUCCGUCCUCGACACGCAACGAUUUCACGAGCAGCUGCACGAAGUGUUUCAACUACAGCUGCUGGGCACGAAGAACUGCGUCAUCUAUCGACAGAUGCUGACUCUGUUCAGCGAAGCCCUGUGCUACGGAAGCACGCUCGCCCUGCAGGACUUUAUCCCGGAAACGGUGGGCAAGCUGGCGGAAAACGUCGUGAAAUCGGUGAAGGACGGUAUACUGAACAACAUUCCGAAGGCAACGUACAGCAACCACAUUGGGUUCCUCGGAUACAAGGGCCCGGUGGUACGGUAUCACGAUAGGAGAUUGCAGCGUGCGGACGACGGUGGUGACACCCUGGUGGUAUUACCUACCGGAGCCGCUGGCGGUGUAAGUGUUCCGACGCCAUCGGCAGCGCACGGCGAAAUGUGCUACGAUCGGACGCUGCUGCAGAAGAUGGCCCUGCUGGUGCUGAAGGCGGUCGCGGUGAUUGGGAAGGAGAUUCGGUGCGACUCGAGUGACUCGAGCGUCGACAGUAGCGACUACGACAUGCAGGAGAUCCAGAUGAUUGAGCUCAGCAUCUGGAACGUGGUGGGCAAGCUGGAAACGUUUCUGAAGGCGCAGCUCGAGUUCCACCCGGACACGCACUUCAGCAAGGUGAUGAUCCACCUGUUCGACGACCAGGACGACUAUCUCGUCGAAGCGAUGGUGUGCACGCUCGACGUCACGUCGGGCAUCUCGUUCCGGCACUACGUUCGCACCGAGCUCCACGUCCCCGAUGCCAUCAAGGAUCUGAUCGCGAUGCUCAACCCGGUGUACACGUUCAUCGAGUUCUCCAACCUGGGGCCGAACAUCACGCAACUCUUUCUCGAUCUGCUCAUUAGCACGGAAACGUGCUUCCUGCUGUUUCUGUUACGCUUUCUCAAGUACAUCCGCCAGAAUUGGCCGAUGUUCACGGAGAGCUGCUACAAUUACUACCGCCACAAUAGCUACAGCAACGCGUCGACGUUGCUACAGAACCGAUUGUACCUCGCACCGGGGCCGGCCGGUAGUGACGCUGGUGCCAGUACCGGUGGGCUUGGAAACGGUGGGGUGCUUGCGGGAAUGGGUGUCGGAUCGGCGGCCGCGAACUCGAACGUCAUACUGGACAGUGUGAUGACGGUGCUGGUGAGGUUGCGGAUGCAAAUCAGUCGGCUGGUGGCCGACGGGCUCUUUCCGUACGACAUUUGUCCCAUACUGAGAUUGAUAGAGAACUGCGAGGAGCUGUACGAGGGCAGCGAGUUAAGUUGAGUCAACCCGUUUCAGAUUAGGUAGCUGGCGAGUGUUUGUGUAUUUUUCUAAUUUAUACAUCAUCAUACGUGUGCGGUGCUGAACUCUCGUAAUGAGCACUUUCCGCAUUUUGCGAUCAUCGCCCGUUGUGCGAUCGUACAGGGGGAAGUAUUGUUUUUUUCCUUCAAGUUUGGCAAGAAGCUUUGCAUAGUUUUAGAUGCGCUACUUCGUCUUCGGAGAGCCAAUUGCGUUCAGAUGUGCCCUUUGAGGGGCCUCCCAUUUUAAUUAGUUCAAUUGUGUGCAUGGCAGACUGGUAGCUGCUGUCAUCUUCGGCCGGAGCCGGAGCAGGACUUGUUCACAUCCCACGUGGCGCUGUUAAUCCUUACGAGAUAGUGUAUAUAAAAUCAAUCCCUGCACGUGGAAACCAGCGAUCGGUCGACGUGCAUAAGGGUAAGCCAGCUGCCCGUAGCACUGACACCAGACUGUCUGUCCAUUGGCUGCAUUCCAGUGUAUUGUUUGUAGAUGUUGGCUUUUCCCAGCGCUCUUUUACUCGCUCUACAGAAGUUGUUA